AUGCCAUCGCUAAGCGAUGCGCCGGGACUCGCGAAGUGCUGCGAGCAGACCAUGCAGCAUCCAUCGGACAACAGCAGUGUGUUCGAAUGCUGGGAUCAGGUCGAGUCUACCAAUCAGGUGCUUCUGGCCGAGGAGCAGCAGCGAGGAAACCUUUCCCACCGCAGCUGCGACUCGGACAUAGAGCGACAGGAAGAGUUUUCCAAGCACAAACAGAAGGUGGAACAACAGCGGGCAGACAGGCUGCAGAGGCAAAAGCUGGCUGAGAAGCGCAAGAAGGACCUGGUUCAGAACAAAGGUCUGCAAGAGAGAUACAGGAGCUUGGGAGUGAAUAUUGUGAGUGUCACAGAAAAGGGCAUCACGGAAGACACCUAA
Messenger RNA from Symbiodinium sp. CCMP2456, 372 nucleotides. The record is from the annotation of a GenBank genome assembly. NCBI's taxonomy places the organism in Eukaryota, Dinophyceae, Suessiales, Symbiodiniaceae.